Molecule: messenger RNA, 2961 nt
Organism: Vollenhovia emeryi
Lineage: Eukaryota; Metazoa; Arthropoda; Insecta; Hymenoptera; Formicidae
Gene: Droj2
Product: dnaJ homolog subfamily A member 4
Exons: 5
Coding region: 269-1486 (405 amino acids)
Biological process (GO): response to heat; protein refolding
Cellular component (GO): cytosol; cytoplasm
Molecular function (GO): Hsp70 protein binding; ATP binding
Source: RefSeq, a predicted model, not a curated record
GCCUGCGACGUUGAUCGCUGUUCUCUAGGAAGUUUCGAGAACGUGCACGGGCAGAGCAAGUCAGCAAGCGGCCACACGAUAUCGGCGGGCGACGUGGGCGACUCGACUCAGUUCAGUUCAGUACGUGAAACGUCGAAACGCGGACGCGGGUGGCGGAACGAGCGUCGUGCAAAACGUGCGCGGUCAUCAUUCGCAGCGACACUCGCCUCGCCGUUUGCGUAGCAGAAGCGUUUUUAAACUAACACAAACUACUUAACACACCGCGAAAAUGGUUAAGGAGACUACAUUUUAUGACGUGUUGGGCGUGAAGCCUGGAUGCUCGCAGGAAGAUUUGAAGAAGGCCUAUAGGAAGCUCGCUCUGAAAUAUCAUCCCGAUAAGAAUCCCAAUGAGGGCGACAAGGUUCGUAUGGAAAAAAAAUUCAAGCAGAUUUCCCAGGCGUACGAGGUAUUGUCGAACCCUGAGAAGAAGCGUAUCUACGAUCAAGGUGGCGAGCAGGCGCUGAAGGAAGGCGGUAUGAGUGGUACUAGCUUCUCAUCUCCCAUGGAUAUCUUCGACAUGUUCUUUGGCGGGGGAUUUGGCGGACGGGGCAGGGGGCGGAGGGAACACCGUGGUCAAGAUGUCAUGCACCAAUUGUCAGUUUCCCUCGAGGAGCUCUACAAGGGGACUGUUCGUAAGCUCGCCCUGCAAAAGAACGUCAUCUGCGAGAAAUGCGAAGGUAUCGGUGGGAAGAAAGGUUCUGUCGAGCAAUGUACCACGUGUCACGGCUCUGGCUUGCAAGUACAAAUCCAGCAAUUAGGUCCGGGAAUGUUGCAACAUUUACAGACCAUGUGCUCAGAUUGCAAGGGACAGGGAGAACGUAUCAAUCCCCGUGAUCGUUGCAAGAUCUGCAAUGGCAAAAAGACUGUUAGAGAUAGAAAGAUACUCGAGGUUCACGUUGAUCCGGGCAUGGUUGACGGCCAGAAGAUAGUCUUCAGUGGCGAGGGUGAUCAGGAGCCGGAGUACGAACCUGGGGAUAUAGUUAUUCUUCUCGAGGAAAAGGAUCAUGAAGUGUUCAAGCGUUCGAGAAACGAUUUGAUUAUGAGAAUGCAAUUGGAGCUCGUAGAGGCAUUAUGUGGAUUCCAGAGAGUUAUCCGCACCUUGGAUGGCAGAGAUCUAGUGAUAACUUCGCUUCCCGGCACUGUGACGAAGCACGGUGACCUCAAGUGCAUCUUGAACGAGGGCAUGCCGAUUUACAAGGAUCCGUUUACGCACGGCAGGCUUAUAAUACAAUUUAUAGUCAAUUUCCCGAAGAGCAUAGAUCCAGCGGUUAUCCCGUCGUUGGAGCAAUGCCUGCCGCCGAGGGAAGAGGUUAUAAUUCCAGACGGUUCCGAGGAGUGUAUACUUACUGACUUAGAUCCCGAGCAGGAGCAAAGGCGGAGAGAUACGAGACAAGCGUACGAAGAGGACGAAGGCGGUCCAUCGCGAGUCCAAUGUGCCACACAUUAAUUUGAUUACACUAACCCUGUAAUAAACAUAGCCGUUUCUUUCAUUUCGAACUCUCUGUCCCAUUCGCUCGAUUCCGUAUCAUGCCUAAGAAAGAAACAACAUGGAUAUGUUAUAUAGGCAGUGUUCGGUGAGCGAAAAAGAAAUUGAAAUAAUUCAACUGUUCGGACGCAAGGCAGUAAGUACUAAGUUUUAUCGAUUCUUUAAUAAUAAAUUUUACCCGUACUCGCUAAAAUACAUGGUGCAAUUUUGAAAGUAAACCGAGUAACGAGAAGCACGCGUCUCCAUUGCGAUGGUCAAGUGUAUCUGGUCGAGAUGAGAAUUUCGCUUACUUUUUCGCUUAUUGAAGUUUAUAUAAUUGUGUUGUUUCUUUCUGUGAGAGAAUCGCUAAGGUGUGUACUUAUCAUUACAUAAUGAUAAGGAAAUUUAAAUUUAUUUAGAUCUAACGUAAAGCUCCGACAUCAGUCGUUACAGCAUAAUGAAAGGCAUUAUGUAUUCUCGUGGAUUUCGCGAUUGUCUCUGCUGUUUGACCAAUUGUGCUCCGAUAACCAGCUAGCAGCUCGACAGUGACUACUACAUGGCUAGAGUUAAAUUUCAUAUAUGUAUAUUUAGUUCAAUUUCUGUGAAUGAUCCGUAUACGAUUAUUUCCUCCAGAUAUUGAUAGCAGCAAGCUUGAUCGCUCCGGACCUUAAAGUCUGAAAAUUGUUAACUUGUACGGUUUUUCUAGAAUUCCAAGUAACAUCGGGGUGUAUCAAUCGAUGUGGAAACGGUAUAAAGUACGCUUGGUUAAAGCCUUAACGAUCAUUAACCGUGUUAGAGAAACUUUUCAAAGUGGGACACUAUUCCAUACUCGUAGUAUUUAAUUUUUUUCCAGUCGCUUUUGUAUACUGGCGUGUGACGAUAAAAACGGAAACAUACAAUUUUGUUUGCGGACGAUGCAGAUAAAAAAAAACCCGGAGGAAUCGCGUUUCUGUGCGUGUAUGUGUGGACGAUUGCGCGUAUUUAUAAAGCAGCUUUGUGCAAUUACGACCGGACCGGAUCUAACAACUUUUUUCUCUCUCUACAUUUUCGCCAAUGCUGACAUUUUAUUAUACAUUUUAGUGAAAUCGAUGGUUGUUGAUUCAGUAAAUUUCCUUGCUGGAAACUUACAGCGAGCAGGCGUGGUGUAUUUCACAAUGGAUCAUGUAUUUCUACAAGUUUACCCCCGGAUCGUUUUCACCGUUUGUCUUCAUCAACGCGCAUGAACAAAUGCCCUAGAUAAUUCAUGUAGAUCCUGUACUAUAUCAAAUUAAUAUACUUUCAAUACACAUUCACAUAAUUUACUGUAUACAUGGUCGUGUACUCGUCCGCAGUUACUAUUAGCGAAUUUUAAUAAAUAGCCACGUAUGUCUUGUAAUCUUAUUUAUUAUAGGAAAAAUUGGUGAUUGAUUAGGUAUCUUUUUUUUUCAGCGUCUCAAAUAAAUUUGGAACUGUACAAU